AUGGUGCUGCAGUGCCUAGAGGCGCUCGCCUUUUUGCACAGCAUGAAGGUCGCCCAUCGAGACGCGUUCAAAGACAACUUCCUCGUCCAGUGGCACCCGGGAUCUCUCGCCACCAACCAACGCGCGACAUCGCGCCCCCGCGUCUUGCUCACUUUGUUCGUCCAGACAAGUUGA
This is a messenger RNA of Trametes versicolor FP-101664 SS1, 174 nucleotides long. RefSeq lists its product as uncharacterized. The record is from RefSeq and is a predicted model, not a curated record. Gene Ontology annotation, molecular function: ATP binding; protein kinase activity. Bases 1 to 174 code for a protein of 57 amino acids. The transcript is spliced from 3 exons. Gene Ontology annotation, biological process: protein phosphorylation. Lineage: Eukaryota; Fungi; Basidiomycota; Agaricomycetes; Polyporales; Polyporaceae.